Molecule: messenger RNA, 1594 nt
Organism: Seriola dumerili (greater amberjack)
Lineage: Eukaryota; Metazoa; Chordata; Actinopteri; Carangiformes; Carangidae
Product: B-cell receptor CD22-like
Exons: 8
Coding region: 47-1594 (515 amino acids)
Source: RefSeq, a predicted model, not a curated record
CUUCUUAUCUGCAGAUUUGUUUCACUGUGUUUGAAGUCACACAGAGAUGAGAGGAGCAGCUCAGAGCUUAACCGCAGCAGCGAGUGGAUUUGUCGUCGUCCUCCUUCUCACUGUGCCAGUGGUACAGGGUCAGGAUGACUGGGGAGUGACUUACUCUCCUACUCAGAUCUGUGCCCUUGAAGGAUCAACGGUGGAAAUAAACAGUCUCUUCAGCUACCCAUCCGCAGUCAGAAGGGUUUCUACUACAGUUCAGGACACAUUCUGGUUUAGGAAAGAGAUAGAUGGGGUUUAUUCAGAUCUGAGAAGAGUCCCAGAGUAUUCACGUCGUGUGACGUAUCACUGUGACAACAAGAAGUGCACUCUGACAAUAGAAAACCUGGUGAAGAGCGACUCAGACCCUCAGAUCCAGGUGAAUGUCAUUCAGGUUUUUACCAGCACAAGGUUGAAUUGUCACAGCAGUUGUCAUCUACCUGAUCAUUCUUCCUACAUCUGGUACAAGAAUGAACGAGAAGUUCACAAUGAACAAGGAAAAUAUUUUCAUCUAUACACAUUUGGUCCUGAAGACAACUAUCGCUGUGCUGUAAGAGGACGUGGGGAUUUCCGUUCACCUCCAGUGUAUGCUCCAAAGCUUCUCUCUGUGUCAGUGAGUCCCUCUGGUGAGAUAGUGGAGGGCAGUUCAGUGACUCUGACCUGUAGCAGUGAUGCUAACCCAGAAGCUAAAUACACCUGGUACAACAAAAAUAGAAAUGGAAAUCCGUUUCUCAAAGGAUCACUUUCCUUCUGGUCCAUCCAGUCCUCACACUCUGGAGAGUAUUACUGCACAGCUGAGAACGAGCUGGGGAGGAGAUCAGCAAGCACCUUUAUUGAUGUGAAAUAUCCUCCAAGGAUUCCCUCUGUGUCAGUGAGUCCCUCUGGUGAGAUAGUGGGGGGCAGUUCAGUGACUCUGACCUGUAGCAGUGAUGCUAACCCAGCAGCUAAUUACACCUGGUACAAGGAGAACCAAACACUGUUUCAAGGACCAGAAGGAGUUUAUCAUUUCACUUCCAUCAACUCUGAGGACAGAGGGAACUACCACUGCAAAUGUGAGAAUCACUAUGGACAGAUCAACUCUUCAGCUCUACAUGUAGAUGUCCAGUAUGCUCCAAAGCUUCUCUCUGUGUCAGUGAGUCCCUCUGGUGAGAUAGUGGAGGGCAGUUCAGUGACUCUGACCUGUAGCAGUGAUGCUAACCCAGCAGCUAAUUACACCUGGUACAAGGAGAAUGAAGACUCACCAAAAGCUACAGGACAGAUCUUCACCAUCACUGACCUCAGACCUGAACACAGUGGGAAUUAUUACUGUGAAGCCCAGAACACAAGAGGACGUCGUAACUCCACCUUAAAUCUGACUGUUAUGGGGGGAGCGUGGAAGUUAUAUGGUGUUGCAGCAGUCUCUGCUAUUGUCCUCGCAGUUAUACUCACAUCUGUCUUCCUCUGGAUCAUUGAUACAGGGUCAGAAAGACUGGGGACUGACCUGCGCUCCAACUCAGAUCUGCGCCUUAAAAGGAUCAACAGUGGAAAUACGCUGCAGCUACAGAUCCCCAUCCAGGUUAAAUGA